ACUAAAACAGGUGAUGGACGUUGUUCGAAAAUGCCUUUUAAUAUAACAAAAUAAUUAUAAUAAUAACAAUUACUAUAAUUAAAAUUAUCCUGUGAUACUUAUAAUACACCAGUUGUAGUUUGUGCAUCUGUACAAGUCGAGUGCAAUCGUUAAAUGUCAUUCGAGUGAAAAGGUCUGUGCAUUCCCUCCAAUUUCUUAACUGAUAUUGACAUUGGAUUAAUAAAAGUACGAAAUGCCUUUGUUGAGAAAGAAGACUCUGGAGCGCCCCAAUGAUGUCCUGGAAAUGUUAAAAGAUGAUGAUGAGGUGUUCUUUUGUGAGAUAACGAAUGAGCUCUUUCGCGAUUAUGAGGAAUACUGCGAAAGGAUAAUCCUAGUGAACUCCAUGGUCUGGUCAUGUUCCAUGACCGGCAAAUCAAAUCUAACAUACGCAGAGGCUCUAAAAAGUGAAGAAGAUGCAACUAGAAAACUCAAAAAGUUUCCACCAGAGUUGCGAGGUCCAAUUUUAUAUUUGGCCUCUCAGACCAAAAGGAAAAACUUGGGGGAUAUGCUAGAAGAUGUCUUUCUAUAUGCUAAAGAUAAAUAUUUCGUGGGCGAGAAAGUUCUAGUACCAUCGGAUGAGGAAUUUGGUGAAGCACGAAUUGUUAAAGUUAAUGAAGUUAUAACAGACGGAACUAAAUCUUACACCUACGAUGUCAAAAUCUUGCCAAUAAAACCAGAUUCCAAAAUCAUCACCCUUAAUUCAGAGCACAUUCAGCGAAAAAAAAGCUCCUACAAUCGCCCCAAAAAUAAACUAUUCCUAAAACAAUACGUAGAACAAGCCGAUGGGAUCUUUCGCAUUAAAGAAUCGAUUUUAAAAAAAUACAAUAUACACGAAAUGAAAUUUAGUGAUAUUUUUGUUGGCGAGAAACCAAUUUUUGGAUCAUCGAUGAAGGCGUCCAAGGCUGAUUUGAAUAGUUCCUUGAAGCACCAGAAGCAAGAAAGUAUAGCUAAAUAUUUUUCGAAGGUCGAUGGAUCACAGGCUGCUUAUAAUAUGGCGAAUGGUGACUCUAAGGGGCUGAAGGAUAAGCCGUUUGCACAUAAGAAAAGUAGUGAAGAAAUCAAACAGAAAAUUCUGGAAGAUAAAAAAAUGUUGAAGGAGGAACGGCAAAUCGCCAAAAUGAACGUCAAAGAUAUGGAAACGCGCAUGCAUAAAUUCUUGCGACAAUGGCAUGCUGUAAAAGAGGACCUGGAAUUAACCGAUCAACGAGCCAUACCAUCACCAAUACCCAUCGACGCAUUCAUCCCGAACAAAUUGGUUGGAGAUUUUAUAACUUUACUAGAAUUUCUGGAAACGUUUCAAAAGGAAUUGCAUGUUAAAGAAUCCUUUCCUCAUGGCGUCAGCUGGGAUACCUUUGAACGGGCGCUUACGUUGAAGGAAAUCAAUGGGCCCUUGCAUGAUAUUUUUCAACUGCUUUUGGGUUAUAUUUUUGAUUGUCUGGCUGAGGAAUAUGCGGCUGAUGGGAAUGCAAGACCGGUACCGGCUUUGUUUUCAACUGCCAAGGAAAACACUUUACCGUGGUACGUGGAUUGCGCAACGGCUGCAUGGAGGUACGCAAACAUGCAGUUUGGUUCAAGUUUGAUCAAGAAACGAAUGGACGCGGUUACUUUAUCAGAGUUAUUGCGGUUGCAUCUGUUGUCUUCUGGGGCUAAAGUCAAAGACAAUCUUGCAAAACUUAGGUAUUCUACGAGAGGCGGUUAUGAUUCCACGGAUGAUCCGGGGUUGCAGUUAAGAAUAACGCAACCGCAUAUUUUAAAAGCUUUGAGUAUGUAUAAUUUAUGCCAGAUGCCUAGAAGGGAUAUUUUGAAACUGCUGAUGUGUUUGAUGGAUCAAAUUUUAACGUACACGCCGAUUAGAGACCUUGUUGAGAAGCGUUUGGAGGCCAGCGCUAAAGCUAAAUUAGAUUUAAAGAAUUUGCAAGCUACGCAUCGCAAAACCGAGGCGGAAUAUACUGCUAAUAAACAAAAGUACACCAAAGACAUGCAACUUAGUUCUACUAAAUCCAGGGAAAAUUCAGCGGCGUUGGAGGCUUUUGAAAAGGAGCAUCAAGCUUAUAUGCAGAAGUACACUGAAGAAUGUGAUGAAUUACUGAGAAUACAAUUUAGCCAUGAGAUUUAUUUAGGUUCGGAUAGAUGUUACAGGAGAUACUGGUUGUUUGAGUCUGUACCAGGGUUGUUUGUGGAAGAUCAUGAACCCAAUGCAGGACCGUGUUUAACAAAUAUUGUACAACAGCAUCCUGUGCUGUCUACUUGCGAGCCCGGCGCGUACAUAACGAAGUUAAAAGCUAUUUUCAGGGAACACCAUAGAUCUACGCACGAUAAAGAGAAUAACGACAUCAGUAUUAUUUCUAAAAUCGUCAACAAUAACACCGUGAUCGAUACUGAAACCCUACACAGCAAAGCUUUGGAGUUGAACAUGUGCACCGCCGAUAACAAGUCUUGCAAAAUCCACGGCGACGUUGAAAAAACCCGAUGGUCCUUCUUCUACACCAAAGAGCAAGUCGAUGCUCUGAUGGCGUCGUUGAACAAACGCGGCGUACGGGAAAAAUACUUACUCAACAACCUCAAACAAUGGAAAGAACUAAUCUACGACCACAUCGAAAACUGCCCUCUGGAUAAACUCACCAAACAUUUAGCCCCUACCAAAAAUCUAAGACCCAAACUGAAAUACAACAUGAACGACAUCAACCUUAACCAUACCCCAGGCACCGACCCAGAAGUGAUUUUAAAAGACACUUUAGGGGAAUUUAUUUUAGAGUUUUAUGAAAAACUUGAAAGUGGUUUUUUGGCGAAGCUGAAUGUGGAGAAAUACAAGGUCUGGGCUGAUGCUCUGCGCAAUGGUGAAUAUGAUAUGCAGUGCGAUGAAAUUUGUUGGGGCAGGACGCACGAUAAUAAAAUGUUUGUGAAAAAACGGGACGGUGAAAUUAUGAUGGUGGUUGUUACUGCUAAGGAGGAUUCGAAGUCGGAGCAGGGCGAUGACGAUGACAACGGGGAUGAUGAUGAUGAAGACGAUGAGGAGUAUACUGUUGUGGAUGGAGCUAUACAAGGAUUUUACGAUCCCGGCAGUACUUUGGGUGCUACGAUGGAAAUUGAAAGCGAGGAUAGCGAUGAAGAAACUUUUGUCUUGCAUGAAUCUUCUUCGAUGAAGCAAGACUUAAAUAAUUUAGCAAGUGCAUUGUUACAGGUUGCACAGUCUAUUCACAAAACAAAUUUGCAUAGACCAUUGGGGCCAGUAGCGAAAAAAGUGGACAAACGAGGCAAUUUCAACAUUAACGAACACAAAAGCAGGAGGAUGUUCAGAAUUUGGGAAGUGUCUUUGAUGAACUGCACGAGUUACGGACAGAUACUUUCUCAUUACCAUGCCUUGGAACAAUGUGUCAUUUGGAAUAAUGCUAUAACUAAUUCUCGGUGUAAGGUUUGCAAUAGGAAAACGAAGCCGUCUACAUUAUUAAUUUGUGAUAAAUGCAAUGCUAUGGUUCAUAUGGAUUGUACUAAUCCGGCUUUGAAGGAAAUUCCGGAUGGUGAUUGGUUCUGUAAUGAUUGCUCUGUACCUGUUGCAGAUAAAGACAAAAAUAGUAAUCGGUCCAAGAGGGCUGCUAUUAAAAAGAAUCAAGAAGAAGAUGAACCGUCUAAAAAGAAACGACGGAAUGCGGCGCACGAAACAAAUGGAGUCGACUCGGAAUCUGAUAGCGAAAAAGAAUUACCCAACGGUGUUCAUAAUGAUAGGCAAACUAAAUUGAAAAAUAAUAAAAGAACAUCAUCCCUAUCAACGGCUUCAAGUCUAGUGCCUUUAUGUGAUGCCUGUCGAUCUGGUGGCGAGCUGAUUUCCUGCUGUGUCUGUUCGACGAGCUGGCACAUCGAAUGUAUCAAACCGGCCAUGAGGAGGACCCCCAGGGGCAAAUGGGCAUGUUCGCAGUGCUCGUCAAAGACAAGCAAUGGCACAAAGAGAUCACUGGACACAACGGCUAACCAAGAUGAUGAGUACCAUCAGCAAUCAUCAAGGCGUUCUGCUAAUGCCUGUCGCAAAAGGAUUUUGAACUAUGCGCAUAUGAUAAAUGAUGAGGACCAACAUAGCAGCGAAAGCGAUUCAUCCCUAUCAUCCGACAAUGAGCAAUCAUUCGCCAUCACACCAGUAAGAAAAAGUAAAAAAAAGGAAUCCAUAGUCAACGAUAGUUUAAAUGCAUCGGCCAACUACCCUUUCCCUCAGUACAAACAAAUUGAGGGUUUGUUAACGGAUAUUGCGAAACAUAGGGAUUCCUGGCCCUUUAUGGCACCUGUUACUUUAGAGGAGGUUCCAGAUUAUUUUGAAAUUAUUUCAAAACCGAUGGACUUUGGCACCAUCAGGGACAGAUUGAAAGCCGGAGAUUAUAAAGAUGUGAAGGAGGUGGUUGAGGACAUGUCUUUGGUGUUUGAGAAUUGCGAUACGUAUAAUAACGGAGAAAGUGAUGUUUUCAAGUAAGUGGAAAAAAAAAGCAAAAAAUAUGAAUAUAUUUUCACAAUUAUAAUUUUCUUCUUUCUAUUUUCCAGAGCAGGAACCAGACUUCUCAAAUUCAUUUUGAAAAAGAGUCAAGACUGGAAUCUUGACUUUCCACAAAGUAUCAUCGACGCAUUCAUAGAAUAG
This is a messenger RNA of Ctenocephalides felis (cat flea), 4657 nucleotides long. RefSeq names its product bromodomain adjacent to zinc finger domain protein 1A (gene Acf). The transcript has 12 exons. Gene Ontology annotation, biological process: chromatin remodeling. Lineage: Eukaryota; Metazoa; Arthropoda; Insecta; Siphonaptera; Pulicidae. The record is from RefSeq and is a predicted model, not a curated record. Gene Ontology annotation, molecular function: protein binding.